Molecule: messenger RNA, 8946 nt
Organism: Cyprinodon tularosa
Lineage: Eukaryota; Metazoa; Chordata; Actinopteri; Cyprinodontiformes; Cyprinodontidae
Gene: igdcc3
Product: immunoglobulin superfamily, DCC subclass, member 3
Exons: 14
Coding region: 310-2601 (763 amino acids)
Biological process (GO): cell-cell adhesion; axon guidance
Cellular component (GO): plasma membrane; axon
Molecular function (GO): protein binding
Source: RefSeq, a predicted model, not a curated record
UCAGAGAGAAAGCAGUGAGAAGAGAGAGACCCACAGCCAGCACAGCAGCGCUUAGGAUCCAGCAGAUCGUUUGAACAGAGGCUGUAGGAUGCUGAUAGACUGUUUCCUAGACGCGUAAAAUGGCUGAGCGUCUUGGAGCCGUGUGAGCCCCUGAGCAGCAGAUUGGUUGGUCGGAGCAUGCCCUAGUUAAAGCUGGGACUUUCAAUUUAUUUUUGUUUUUGUCUUUUUUUGAAAACCCGCUUCUUCCCCUCCCUCCUCUCCAUUUAAAGCCGUAUUCUUUUGCUGGAAUAUUUCUGUUCUAUUUUUUAAAUGGCAUCCACACGGCGCCGAAGCCUUGUUUCCUGCUUUUUGGGAAUCCUUUUAAAUGCUUUAAUCGGUGUUGGUUGUGGAGCUGAACUCUCCUUCAAGCUGGAGCCAAGCGACAUUAUUGCUGUUCAGGAGCAGCCGCUCAUGCUCCACUGCCAGGUGGACGGCGUCCCACCUAUCACUACGCAGUGGCGGCACAAUAGCUUACUCUUAACUCAGGAUCAGCAUCACCUCACCUUCAUCAACGGCUCACUUCUGAUUGCCCACUUCCAAAAGACCAAGUCUGACGGCUCAUCUGAUGAAGGCGACUAUGAGUGCAUGGCCCAAAACUCCUUUGGCCGUGUGGUGAGCCGUAAAGCCCGCAUCCAGGCAGCCACUAUGGCAGACUUCCAUGUCCAGCCAGAGUCGGUGCACGCUGAGGAGUCUGGUGUGGCUCGAUUCCAGUGUCAGAUCCAUGGUCUGCCAGAGCCGGUCAUUAGCUGGGAAAAAGACAGCCGCCCGGUGGACACUACAGAUGAGAGGUAUACACUGCUGCCAACAGGUGUCCUGCAGAUUACAGGGGUCCGUGAGGAGGACAGUGGGAAGUUCUGCUGUGUGGCACACAACAGUGCAGGAGUAAAACACAGUGCAGAGGCUCUGCUAACAGUUUCAGGCUCCCAGUCGUCUGUUUACAAGGAGCCGGUGAUUUUGGUUGGCCCAGAGAAUCUUACCCUCACUGUUCACCAGACUGCCAUCCUGGAGUGUGUUGCUACAGGAUACCCUCGCCCCAUUGUGUCUUGGAGCAGAUUAGACGGCCGGCCCAUUGGAGUGGAGGGAAUUCAGGUGCUCGGCACAGGAAACCUGAUGAUCUCAGAUGUUGGCGUGCAGCACUCUGGUGUCUACGUUUGUGCUGCUAACAAACCAGGAACACGCGUUCGCAGGACAGCUCAAGGACGGCUAGUAGUCCAAGCUCCAGCAGAGUUUGUGCAGCCUCCACAGUCCAUCUCUCGACCAGUCGGCACCACGGCCCUCUUUACAUGUCAGGCACAGGGUGAGCCUGAGCCUCAGCUCACCUGGUUGAAGAACGGGCAGGUUCUGGAGCCAGGGGGACAUGUCAAAUUCAGGAACAACAACAGCACUCUGACUAUAUACAGCAUCAGUCAGGAGGAUGAGGCCAUCUACCAGUGCAUCGCUGAGAACAGUGCCGGCUCUACUCAGGCCAGUGCCCAUCUCACUGUGCUCUGGGCUGAUGGACUGCCCGGUGUGCCCACCCAUGUGCAGGCUGAGGCGCUCUCUCCCACCUCCAUUCAGGUGUCCUGGAAGGAGCCUGACCAGAACACUCAAGACAUCAUUGGAUAUGUGCUACACAUUCGCAAGACAUCAGAUCCACUUGAAAUGGAGUAUGAGGAGGCGGUCAGUAAGGUGACACUGCAGCAGGUCAUCCGCGACCUGGAGCCCUCCACCAGUUACACCUUCUAUGUCAAGGCCUACACAUCCCAUGGAGCCAGUAAACCGUCAGAGAGUGUUGCAGAGACUACUCAUGGCGAGGUGCCUGCUGCUCCUUCUGUCUUCACCAAAGUGCUGAAUAGCAGCGUUGUUCAAGUAACGUGGGAAUCCUCCACCAAGAUGGGCCAGCAUCAAGGCUUCAGACUCUACUACAGGAGAGCACACACACCGCUUUUUGUUGGACCUAUCCCCUUCCCUCACAACGUUACCCAGUACAACAUUACCCAGCUUGAUUCCUCAAUGGUUUAUGAGAUAAAGCUUCUUGCAUACAACCAACAUGGAGAUGGGAAUGCCACCACUAGAUUUGUUUCACUCCGUGAGGCACUGGAAAAAUCAGUGCUCGAUGGGUCGUGUGAUUGUAUAAAAGAUGAACAAAGCAAAACCUCCACCACCGGCAUCAUAAUUGGAAUCCACAUUGGUGUGACUUGCAUUGUCUUCUGUGUGCUUUUCCUUGUCUUCAGCUACCGCGGCAGGCUAAUGAUGUGUAAGACAGUUCAGGCCACCCCCCAGGCAGGACACAGUGCAGUCCUGGAAUCCUCUUCUUCUUCUCAGGGGGCCUCUGGACUCAAUGGGGCUGCCAGGAGAGAGAUGGAGGUCAAUGGCUGCGCCGCAGGGAAGAAAGCGGUCGACAGCAACGAGCUCCAGAGACUCUUUACUCAACCCACCACGCAGGAUGCCUGCAUGUCCAACUCCUACAUACUCAACGACACCCAGCUGUCUACAAUACCUUUGGAUGAGUUUGUAGAGGAGAGGGAGACGCCAUUUCAGCAACAUUCUUCAGCCAGAGGGGCUCAGCCGGACCAAGGCUAAUCAUGUAUGAAGGCCCAUUCACAUUCGGCACUUUUAGUGCCCACUUAGACUUUUCUCUCACUCAGGUCAACAAGUAUUUCUUUUCAAAGUAUUAUUUCCUUUUGUGCAAAGAAUUUUUAUGGGUAAGUUAAGAGGUUUUAGAGAAUCUGGGAUGGUUCAUUGGAGUGUUUUUUUUUCUUCCUUUUCUGGUGUUGGGCAGCACAGAGAAUAAAGACCCCUGAAUGUCUUUGUUAAAACUAUACUUUUAUGUUUAUACAUGACUGUCACUGGGAAAUUUGAAAUAGUCACAAAUUUGUAUAAAUCCAUUUGGUAUAUAUUUGCUGAUUUUUGUGCAAAUCUGCUAAAAAUAUGUCAGAAAUAAGAGCCACUAUAUUCCUUAAAAAACUCACAAAGGGGGGUGAUUGUUGUAAGGUCCAGUAGAUGUGUCUAAAAGUUAAGGUGGAUAGCCAAAAAUAUCUAAAAAUCAUUGGUUCUAUUGUAGAGAUAUGUUUUCCAAGUUUUGUGACUACUUCCCAUUUUUCUGUGAGACUUGGCUUUGAGAUGCAUAUAAAUGCCGACACUCUGAUGUUAUCAUCCAUGUGUUGAAGUGGUUAUAAGUUGUUGGUUUUAUCUCUGUGCUUCUGUGGAUGUCAAAGACUUGCUGCCUGCUCUUAACCACCAACGGGUCCAUCUUUGUUCUCAGAAAAAAAAACCUCAACCUUCUUCCAGGGAUUUCAAAAUAUAUUCUGUCUCAGGACUUUAUUUCAGUAAUAUCAACAUUUUAAUGAGUUCUCGGCCUUCAUACAGGUUCUAGACUUGGCUGUGUGAACCUUACAAGUUGACAAAAGCCUACCUCAGCCGGAAUGAAUGUGUUGCGGGAAGUUGUAGGAACUUUGCCUUCCCCCCAUGCUCAUGGUCACUAUAUAUUCGGAGGAACCAGUUGUUUCCAUAACUACAACGUCAGGUGCCGCUCUACCUCAGAAGCCAACAAUCGUCUCUCCUCUCCCUCUUAUUAAUGGACAAAAGAGCAUUCAACAUAAAGCACUUCCAAAUGCUGAAAUUAUUGUUCUACCUCAAGAUAACAGAAUUAAUGUUGUCACUGUUGUUGUAGUUUAUUUUAUUUUUCUAUUGUAUAAUGAAAAACCCUUCUUCUUCUUCUUCCUCUCCCUUUGUAAAGUCCCGGCUCCUUCCCUCUGUGGUUGAAUAUGAUGUCUGUAGAGCGUCAGUACCUCAUGCAAGUUGACAGAUUGGUAAAAUUAUAUACAAUGUGUUGAAAAAUAUGUAUAAAUUAAGCUGGGAGCUAUCUUCCUGCAUGUUAUUUUAAUUUAAAGGUCACAAUUGUCAAUAGAGAUAGGUUGAGUGUAAGGAAAGGUUAGAGAUACACUGCGUUACAAUUCAUGAGGUCUGAUAUUUAUUGUCAAACUGAACAGGAAACGGUAUAUUAUUGAUGCAGCCACAGCAGUUGCAGUGAUUAUUAAUAUAUGUUUUUAUUUUUUUAGACAGAUAAUGUAGGUUUAAUAACUAGUAAAUGAAGAAAAACUCAAAAUUAUUUUUCUCAUAGUAUUGGUGUCAGGACUCUAGUGUCCAAUUUGAUUUGAUGUUUAUUGGCUGAAGAUAUGAAGGUCGAUGCUGCUCCUUCAUAUUUUUCCCACCUUGAAAUCAAAUAAUUUGUAUCACUAUACCUUUGCAAAAACUCCAAGCGACAUAUUUUAAUUUCUAAUUUAAAUUUCAUUAAUUUGUUAUUACUCUUCUAUGAAUACAAGAGAAGCAGGAGAAUCUCAGAACAUCAGGCUUAUGUACUUAUUUACAGUCUUCCAAAAAGUAUUCAAACACCCUAAACCUUUUGGUCCAUUAUGACAUAUAAUUACAACCAUCAAUAUAUAUUACUGGGAUUUUAUGUAGCAAAAAACAACAACGACAUAUUGUAUAUCUGGGUAUAUGUACUGGGUUCCACAGGCCCUGGGCAUUGUGGGAAAUUUUUUCUGGAGUGUGUUUCUACCAAGUUUGUGAUUUUCAGCCAUUCCUCUUUGCAAAGUGGCUCAGGCUUUGUCAGAUUGGGUGGAAACCAUCUUUGAUCAUUAGUUCGGAAAUCUUUGCACAAAUAAAUGCAUUCAGACCAUUCUAAAACAUGAAUAUGACUCAAUUUAGACCAGCUCUGUCUACAUGUGUAUUCGGAGGCCAUUAACCUGAUUGAGGGUUAACUUCUCCCCAAGUUUUAAGUAUUUUGCUGCCUCUUGCACAUGUUUUUUUCAGGAUGACAAAAAUUCAAACCUGAGCUGUAUAUCUCUGCAGCUCCUGGACAUGAGCCUCUUGGCUGCUUGUCUCAUUAAUGCUGAUCUUCUUCAGCAUGUCAGUUUCUAGUGAUUAAUUGAACAUAGCUUUCAGAUUACUGAAUUAGUAUUAAAAUGAUUGUAAAAUGUGUCCCUAUUGUGUUGGGAGUGUUCCUUUUUCUUUGUGGUUUUGGCCUUUGUGAAGGAACAUUUUAUCUUUCACUUUGCAAAUGGGUGCUACCUUGUUUUGUUGUAUCUUACAAAAUCCCAUUAAUAUGUAUGGAGGUCUGUGGUUAUAAAGUGACACAACAUAAAAAAGUCAAAGGUAGAUGGAGAUCUAAACAGGACUAAAGUCUGUUUUUAGGUGUCUUUUUUAGCAUAUCUUAGUGUUAGAAAUUGAUGCAGGAGAUAUAAACAGGUCAACAAAAUCCCACCAAUUUUUUUGGUUUGUUCAACUGAUUUUGGAGAAAAUUCAUAGAGUAUUGUUGAUCCCUCGUUAGAACCUUAAUGCACAUUUUUGUUUUAAAACUGUAAUUGACAAACAUUGAUUAAUGAUCUUUAAAACGAAAACCUAAUUUCUAUUUCCCUAAAAGAAUAAAUGUCAAAAAUGUAUUUUCAUCAUGUAGAUGGUAGGCAGUGUAUCUCUAACUCUUGUACGAAUAUUUGUUGCUGCAUUAUUAUUACCGGUAAGUGCUUUUUAUUUUGCAUGAUAUCAUCUGACAUUUUUUUCUGUUAAAGAAACAGUAGCCUUUUAAACAUCUGGUGCCCAGUAGAUAAAGGAUAUUAUGUGUCUAUUCAGUCUACUGUAACUCUUCCCAAAACCACCCAAGCUGCUCACCACGUCUCUCAAGACACGCCAGGAUCAUCUGCCUUUUAGUUCUUAGACUGAUGACUGCAGACCGACAGCUGGCUGAAGGAGACAUGCGAAUAGAGAUUGUUGAGUAGCUGAACAUUCACACCCUCUAUGCAGCUCAGUGCUCUCUUUCAUCACAGAUGCAUUUUGGUUACCUACCUCAACCCUGAUAUUGGCCUUUCUCUCAGGUUCUAAUGAAGGAAACUAUAUAGCAUGGACAAUAAAAUGGUGAACUGUAGUAUGUUGACAAAACAGAAUCAAUAUUUAGCCGCACAAAUGGAGGGAGAACUUUUCAGGACCUUUAUAUCAUGCACUAACUUUGUAAACAUUUACAUCUUUAGCUACUUAAAGAUGUUUUGGACAUUAUUAUCUCUCACUUACAGUUUGCUUGUGUCGUGAAAACUCAGAAAAAAGUGGGCGACAUUCAUAACACCCAAAUCCUCACGAUUGGUUUAUUGAUUUUUCUCUCUGGCUAAGACUGAUUAAUGACCUUGACUAGAAUAGGCUACGAUUAUUUAUUAUUUAUUAAUUUUCAAAAUGAAAUGUGGAAAGUUAAGUUUGGACGAGGCCCUCUGCAGUCAUUUUAAUUCGCAAUACAAACUAAAACUUCUUCUUUAAUGGUUACUAUAGUUAUAAUUAUUAUAAACAGUUGAACCUUUUUGUUAGUUAUUUAGACUUAAUUUUCUGUUGAUAUUUUGCAUACUUGUACUUAGUUGUUAAUAUCAAAUUGCAGGUGUUAGGGGAAAGAAGCAGGGCCCAAGUAGAUGAUCAGAUGUCAAACCUAAAUGUCUCUUCUGUGUAUAUUUUUAACAACAAUUAAUAUUUCCCUCAGAGCUUCUCUCAGCCAGAAUCUGUACAUUACUGUGUUUUUUUUAUCAUCUGUAGGGAGUAGCUUUACUAGCGAUCCACUAAUCUAGUGCAAUUCAGUUAUCGUGUGCGUAUGGUUAGACCUUGAUACAUCAGGCUGUCAUGUUGCAGCAUGACGUUAAAACUUGUCAGAUUCAACUGAUUGUACAGAGCUGUAAUCACAGACUGAGUGGUGCUGUUACUCUAUCAGCAAAAGGGACUGUGUGACUCUUUUGCUAAUAACUUAAGUAAAACGGUUAGGAUUUAUCCAACAUGUUAACAGCCUUUUUUUUUUUUCUUUUAACAUCCACGCUCCACAACUCAUGGAUCCUUACUAAUUCAAAUCAAACUUGGUUUGUUUUAUAAUUCUGCAUUAUUUUCAGUUGAAACAUAUUUUUAAUCAUCUCUGUUGGACAUUUAAGUAAAUAUAAAGAUAAUAGGCAGAGUUAUAAAUCGAUACAAGUGUUUUAUUUGCAAGGAAGGAAUAUGACAUAUUCAUCUUUAGCACACCUAAGGAGGAUAAGCAUUAACAUUAGGGUAUACUGCAUGGCUAGGGAAAUGGUUUGAGGAAAGCUAACAUUCACUGGUAUAACUGAAAGUUUUCAAAAUUAGAUCAAAAGUAACUGUAUGAUGUAUGAAAAUCUUGUUUAGGUUUGAUUAUUAUUUUUUUAUAUAGUAUCAAUGGAAUAAUCAUUAAAUCAAUAUUUUUUGCAGUGGAUCUUCCUUAAGUGCUCAAAAAAUUCAUGUUUCAUUUUAAAUAAUAUGAUAUCUGAUCUUUAUUUACCUACCCUGAGCAUCUAUAUCUUCCCUAUUACUCAUCUAAACAUAAAACAAAUAGAGUUAGUUGGAAAAAACAAAAGCUAGUUCUGACCAAAGUCAUAUUCUACAUCUCUAGGUUCUGUUCUCCAUAAAACUAAUGAUUAUAAAAUCUGAUAUAAUCAAAAACUUUCAAAAAGCUCACAUAAAAUGCAAUCAGCUCUUCUCUUGGAAAGACCCUUGACAUCAAUCAAACACUGGGAUACGAUUGUGAAAUGCUUCUAAUUACAACAAAUUAAUUUGUUUGGUGUUCUUCUGGGACCCCAACCUCUGCCCCCCACCCCGCAAUAUGACUUCAAAUGUUUAUAACUUAUCCUUAGUUUUAAGAUGUUCUAACUAAUUUAUUGUCAACUGGUGAUAUGCUGUAACUGUUCUUCAAUGUUUUGAGAUCAGUAUUAUAUUUUUGCAUACUUCUUUCAUGAAGGCAGAUUAAAUCCAGUGUGUUUAAAAGUAGUAGGUAAAGUAAACUCUACUGUAGAUCUGCAUGGAAAAAUAAAAAAGCUAAUGUAUUAUUUUAGCUCAAUUGAGACGUGUUAGUAAAUUCUUAUUGGACUUGUGAUGGUAACACUGUGAUAUUCAGCCACAUAAUGGCAAAAAAAAAAACAAUGUUGUGAUCCCAGUAUGGUACUAUUGAUGGUCCUGUCUCACAUUGUCAGUCGAUCUGUUUUAAUGGUGUGUAUUGAUGAAAAAAGGCUGAGUGACCUUUUCAGUUGACAAACUCUGUCUUGCCCCUCAUUGGUGCCUGAUGAUCACCUUAUCCACAUCCUGUCCCCAUCUGGCAUCCUGUCUAGUCCUGUCAGUCUUGUUACCUUUUUUGAAAUAGCACGUUGUGUUUAUUUUCCCCUCAAACAGCACCUUUGCUUGAGGAGAAUGUCUGGGUUGUAUCGAUGUUGCUAACACGAGCUAAAGCCACCUUCUAAGCCUCAGGAAAAAGGAAAAGAGCUUCUGGGUAGAAUUAGAUCUGCAAGUUGAACUGACUACACAAAGUCCUUUGCAUUAAUUUUAGGAUUAAAUGCUUAAGUCAAUGAAAGCCUUCUGGUAAAAACACUGAGACAUCCAUUGAAUGUUUAUAAGUAGAUAAUAACAUGGGCAGGCUAAGCUUGUUACACAGCAUCUCCUUAAAGGAGAAGAAUUAUGUCAACAUAUUGUCAAUAUAACUAAAGGUAAGAACAUAUGAUCUGCUCUAACUGUUAGGGUUCAAUCAAGGUUCUGGGUAAAUGUUAUACAGACAAAAUUAAACGAAGUAUUAAGUUCCAAACUUAACUUCAGAUUUAUUCGAUUUAGGAGUUAAAAUCUCACACUUUGGUUAUUUACCUCCUGUAGUAUAUGCCCCGUUCACACUACUCCUCUGAAACCUUUCUGUGCCGAGUUCGGACCGAUUUUGGAUCAGUUAACCGUGUCGAGCUUGGUUCCUUACGACCAUUUACACAUCAUGCUAGAACGGUUUCUCAACUCUCAUCGGCAGUCCACGAUACUACAGCUCUAAAGGAGCGAUUACACAAACAAAAAUGGUGGCACCCAUAACAUUCAGGAAUUCCAAAAAAGUAAAAAAAAAAAAACACUGGGCUUUGUUUUCCAAGU